AUGGGGGACGUGAGUGACGGUUACCGCGGCAACGCCGGCGCGGGCUCGUUCCCGCCCGGCCUCCGAGCCGCGCGGCGCGAACGCGCUGAGCAAAUGAAGACUGUCAGUGUUGCCCUGGUGCUGUGCCUCAAUGUUGGUGUGGACCCUCCCGACGUGGUGAAGACCACUCCCUGCGCCCGCUUAGAAUGCUGGAUAGAUCCUCUGUCGAUGGGCCCUCAGAAAGCUCUGGAAACGAUUGGUGCAAACUUACAGAAGCAGUAUGAGAACUGGCAGCCCCGGGCCCGGUACAAGCAGAGCCUGGACCCGACUGUGGACGAAGUCAAGAAGCUGUGUACGUCGCUGCGCCGUAAUGCCAAGGAGGAACGGGUUCUCUUCCACUACAACGGCCAUGGGGUGCCCCGGCCCACAGUGAACGGAGAGAUCUGGGUCUUCAACAAGAACUACACGCAGUACAUCCCACUGUCCAUCUACGACCUGCAGACCUGGAUGGGCAGCCCGUCCAUCUUCGUCUACGACUGCUCCAACGCUGGCCUCAUCGUCAAGUCCUUCAAGCAGUUUGCUCUGCAACGGGAGCAGGAGCUGGAGGUCGCCGCCAUUAACCCGAACCACCCGCUAGCCCAGAUGCCCUUGCCACCAUCAAUGAAGAACUGCAUCCAGCUGGCCGCCUGUGAAGCCAGCGAGCUGCUGCCCAUGAUCCCCGACUUGCCCGCCGACCUCUUCACGUCCUGCCUCACCACCCCCAUCAAGAUUGCCCUGCGCUGGUUUUGCAUGCAGAAGUGUGUCAGCCUGGUGCCCGGAGUCACUCUGGACCUCAUAGAGAAGAUCCCUGGGCGGCUGAACGACCGGCGCACACCGCUGGGCGAGCUCAACUGGAUCUUCACGGCCAUCACGGACACCAUCGCCUGGAACGUGCUCCCCCGAGAUCUCUUCCAGAAGCUCUUCCGCCAGGACCUGCUGGUGGCGAGUCUGUUUCGGAACUUCCUGUUGGCGGAACGGAUCAUGCGGUCCUAUAACUGCACCCCUGUGAGCAGCCCCAGGCUUCCCCCCACCUACAUGCACGCCAUGUGGCAAGCCUGGGACCUGGCUGUGGACAUCUGCCUGUCUCAGCUGCCAACCAUCAUCGAAGAAGGGACCGCUUUCCGGCACAGCCCCUUCUUCGCCGAGCAGCUGACCGCCUUCCAGGUGUGGCUGACGAUGGGCGUGGAGAACAGGAACCCCCCCGAGCAGCUGCCCAUCGUUCUGCAAGUGCUGCUGAGCCAGGUGCACCGGCUGAGGGCCCUGGACCUGCUAGGGAGGUUUCUGGACCUGGGUCCCUGGGCGGUGAGCCUGGCCCUGUCUGUGGGGAUCUUCCCCUACGUGCUGAAGCUGCUGCAGAGUUCAGCCCGGGAGCUGAGGCCCCUGCUGGUCUUCAUAUGGGCCAAGAUCCUCGCGGUGGACAGUUCCUGCCAAGCUGACCUCGUGAAGGACAACGGCCACAAGUACUUCCUCUCUGUCCUGGCAGACCCCUACAUGCCGGCUGAGCAUCGCACCAUGACGGCCUUCAUCCUGGCUGUCAUUGUCAACAGCUACAACACAGGGCAGGAAGCCUGCCUCCAGGGGAACCUGAUUGCCAUCUGCCUGGAGCAGCUCAGCGACCCCCACCCGCUGCUGCGCCAGUGGGUGGCCAUCUGCCUCGGCCGGAUCUGGCAGAACUUUGACUCAGCGCGGUGGUGUGGCGUACGCGACAGCGCCCAUGAGAAGCUCUGCAGCCUCCUGUCAGACCCUGUUCCUGAGGUCCGGUGUGCCGCCGUCUUCGCCCUGGGCACGUUCGUAGGCAACUCUGCUGAGAGGACUGACCACUCCACCACCAUUGACCACAACGUGGCCAUGAUGCUGGCCCAACUCAUCCAUGACGGCAGCCCUGUGGUGCGCAAGGAGCUGGUGGUGGCCCUGAGCCACCUGGUGGUUCAGUACGAGAGCAACUUCUGCACUGUCGCCUUGCAGUUCAUGGAGGAGGAGAAGAACUACCCGCUACCCUCUCCCGCGGCCUCAGAGGGGGGCAGCCUGACCCCUGUGCGCGAUGGCCCGUGCACCCCCCGACUGCGCUCAGUGAGCUCCUACGGGAACAUCCGUGCAGUCACCACCGCCAGGAGCCUGAACAAGUCCCUGCAGAACCUCAGCCUGACCGAGGAGGCAGGCAGCGCGGUGACCUUCUCACCCGGGAACCUGAGCGCCAGCAGCAGCGCCAGCAGCACCCUGGGCAGCCCCGAGAACGAGGAGUACAUCCUGUCCUUCGAGACCAUUGACAAGAUGCGGCGCGUCAGCUCCUACUCCUCCCUCAACUCGCUCAUAGGAGUUUCUUUUAACAGUGUUUACACUCAAAUUUGGAGAGUCUUGCUGCACCUGGCUGCGGACCCCUACCCAGACGUGUCUGACCUGGCUAUGAAAGUGCUCAACAGCACCGCCUACAAGGCCACGGUCAACGCCCGGCCCCAGCGCAGCCUGGACACCUCCUCCCUCACACAGUCGGCCCCAGCCAGCCCCACCAACAAGGGCGCCCACCUCCACCCCGUGGGGGGCUCCCCACCGACAUCCAGUACCAGCAGCUCCAGCCUGACUAACGAUGUGGCCAAGCAGCCUGCCAGCCGGGACCUGCCCGCAGGCCGGCCGGGCACCACCGGCCCCGUGGGGGCACAGUACACGCCCCACUCCCACCAGUUCCCUCGGACGCGCAAGAUGUUUGACAAGGGUCCAGACCAGACGGCAGACGAGGCCGAUGACGCCGUCACCACCGGCCACAAGAGCUUCAUCUCGGCCGCCGUCCAGACGGGCUUCUGUGACUGGAGCGCCAGAUACUUCGCCCAGCCCGUCAUGAAGAUCCCGGAGGAGCACGACGUGGAGAGCCAGAGCCGCAAGGAGCGCGAGUGGAGGUUCCUGAGGAACGCGCGUGUGCGCAAGCAGGCCCAGCAGCUCGUCCGGAGGGGGAUCACCCGGCUAGAUGACCAGCUCUUCCUCAACAGGAACCCAGGGGUCCCCUCCGUGGUCAAGUUCCACCCUUUCACACCCUGCGUCGCCGUGGCUGACAAAGACAGCAUCUGCUUCUGGGACUGGGAGAAAGGGGAGAAGCUGGACUACUUCCACAACGGGAACCCACGCUACACCCGGCUCACCGCCAUGGAGUACCUCAAUGGCCAGGACCGCUCUCUCCUGCUGACAGCCACCGACGAUGGCGCCAUCAGGGUCUGGAAGAACUUCGCUGACCUGGAGAAGAACCCUGAGAUGGUGACAGCCUGGCAGGGCCUCUCGGACAUGCUUCCAACCACUCGAGGCGCAGGCAUGGUGGUGGACUGGGAGCAGGAGACGGGGCUCCUCAUGAGCUCUGGGGAUGUGCGGAUCAUCCGGAUCUGGGACACAGACCGGGAGGUGAAGGUGCAGGACAUCCCCACCGGCGCCGACAGCUGUGUGACCAGCCUGUCCUGCGACUCGCGCCGCUCCCUCAUCGUGGCGGGCCUGGGCGAUGGCUCUAUCCGUGUCUACGACCGGAGGAUGGCGCUAAGCGAAUGCCGUGUUAUGACGUACCGGGAGCACACGGCCUGGGUGGUGAAGGCACACCUGCAGAAGCACCCAGAGGGUCACAUCGUGAGCGUCAGUGUCAACGGGGAUGUGCGCUUCUUCGACCCCCGCAUGGCUGAGUCCGUGAAUGUGCUGCAGAUUGUGAAGGGACUCACAGCCCUGGACAUCCACCCACAGGCCAGCCUCAUUGCCUGUGGCUCCAUGAACCAGUUCACCGCCAUCUACAACGGCAGCGGGGAGCUGGUCAACCACAUCAAGUACUAUGAUGGCUUCAUGGGUCAGCGAGUGGGCGCCAUCAGCUGCCUGGCUUUUCACCCGCACUGGCCGCACCUGGCCGUCGGGAGCAACGACUACUACAUCUCUGUGUACUCGGUGGAGAAGCGUGUCAGAUAGCAGUACCCCCUGCCUCCACCACCCGCCAUGUACAUAGACAGGAGCUGGAGCACGAUCCCCACCUGGCACCAGGGCCCCGACCCCUGGCUGUAAGUCACUGACAGCCGGAGGUCCAAGAAGUUUCCGUCGGCUGCCACGGAGGAAAAGGCAGGUCCCUGUCCUGUAAAGUGUGGCGUUCAGUUCGGUGCCGAUGGGACAAGCCAGCCCAGGAUGAGGUCCCAUGGAGUGGAGCGAGCCGACAGAGUGGGGAGGGUACGUUGCAGGGCACCUCCUUCAGGGACCCCUGUGGGGUAGGACUCUUGGUCUCAGCAAGGCCCCUCCUGGCCAGAGCCCUGGACACAUAGGCAGGUCCUUGGUCACAUAGCCCCCCCUUGCCUCCAGCUGGCUUCUCUCUGAGGCACUGUUCUCCCUGCCCAGGCCUGCACAUGUGUGACGUGUGUCUGGGGACCACAGCCCCCUCCUGGUUCACACACGUGUACAUGUAUGUGUGGGGCUCCCAACCCUCCUGGACCAGCACAUGUGUGCACAUGCAUGCAAGCCUCAUGGUCCCCUACCUGACCUUCCCAGGUAUAUGUGGGCCCUGUCCCCACCCUGGCAUGCACCCCCUGCAGACACUGAGACAGCUAGGCCCCUGAGAGGAAGUGGGUCAGCAACAGGCCGUCUGCCCUGGCCCCACGCCCUGGUCUACCCAGAGCCCACAUCCCAGCCUGCCCUGCAGCAGGGCUCCUUGCCAUGUGCUCUAGGGGGUCAGAACGUAUCUGGGGGCAUGUGCAUUGUGAGUGUACACAUGCAUGUGUACACACAUGAGAUUCGAUGCACUGUGUGCAUGUGAGUGUGUGUGUACAGUGUGCACUGCACGGCAGUCAACAGGUUUGUGUGCAUGACUGCAUUCAUGCAGGUACAUGCAUGUCUGGGUGGUAUGCACACAUGUAUGGGUUCAUGUACCUGUGUAGGUGUGUGUGUACGUGUGAGUGGGUAUGUGCGUGUGUGUGUGUUCUCGAGUGUGUGCGCAGGGGCGCCGGGAGCCCGCGGACUGGCCGCAGACCGACAGUGCUUUGACCGCAAACCAACCGCAAUGAUGACACUUUGAAACCCGAUUCUCCGAAAUCACGAUGACUCAGAAGUGUGGGGAUGAGUAACCCCGCCAGGAUGGACUUGGCCCGUGCCUGGUGCCUGCUGGACCGUGCAGGCAGCCCGCAGCCUGCUCCCCCAGCCCCCGGCAGCCUGGACCCUUCCAGAAGCUCAAGCCGCCCCCAGCGCAGACCUGCAGUCCUGGCUCACAGGACCCACAGCCAUGCGCAUCUGUUUGUUUUAAGAAAAACAUCCUGGCAGAAGGCCCUUGGGGGAGGGGCCUCCGUGGCCCUGCACCCGGUGCCCACUGGGCCCGGCCACUGUGGAGCCCGCGGGCCGUGUGGGUGGGUGCUCGCCAAGCCGGCCACUCGACCAUGAAGCACAGGUGUGAACGUCCUCAGAAAGGAUUAGAGUCUCUCUCUAUUUACCAAGGGCGCUGGGCUCGGGGCUGUGUGGGCUGUCAAUAAACUUGGACACAG
Messenger RNA from Echinops telfairi (small Madagascar hedgehog), 5495 nucleotides. It is a transcript of the gene RPTOR, whose product is annotated as regulatory associated protein of MTOR complex 1. The record is from RefSeq and is a predicted model, not a curated record. The transcript has 34 exons. The coding region runs from base 1 to 3945 and encodes 1314 amino acids. Gene Ontology annotation, molecular function: protein-macromolecule adaptor activity; protein binding. Gene Ontology annotation, biological process: regulation of autophagy; positive regulation of protein serine/threonine kinase activity; cellular response to amino acid stimulus. NCBI's taxonomy places the organism in Eukaryota, Metazoa, Chordata, Mammalia, Afrosoricida, Tenrecidae. Gene Ontology annotation, cellular component: TORC1 complex; cytoplasm.